Messenger RNA from Oncorhynchus kisutch (coho salmon), 1083 nucleotides. RefSeq names its product neuropeptide Y receptor type 2-like. The record is from RefSeq and is a predicted model, not a curated record. Gene Ontology annotation, biological process: G protein-coupled receptor signaling pathway. Gene Ontology annotation, cellular component: membrane. The transcript has a single exon. Bases 1 to 1083 code for a protein of 360 amino acids. Lineage: Eukaryota; Metazoa; Chordata; Actinopteri; Salmoniformes; Salmonidae. Gene Ontology annotation, molecular function: neuropeptide Y receptor activity.
AUGGACACCACCUUCACCCACAUGCAACAAGGCAUCCUGGGUAACGACAGUCUCAGCCUCCACCUCGACCGGCCAGGGUUCCACUCUGACAUCACCAAGCAUGUAGGAGUCCAGACUGCUUUGAUCACAGCGUAUAGUCUGAUCAUCCUACUGGGUCUAGUAGGCAACGCACUUGUCAUCUACAUGAUCAUCCGCUUCCGGAACAUGAGGACAGUCACUAACUUCUUCAUAGCUAACCUGGCCCUGGCCGACCUGUUGGUGGAUACAUUGUGUUUACCGUUCACACUGGUUUAUACCUUGCUCGACGAGUGGAAGUUCGGCGCGGUGCUGUGUCACAUGGUCCCGUUCUCCCAGGCGCUGAGCGUGCACGUAUCGAUCCUGACGCUGACCGUCAUCGCUCUGGAGCGCUACAGGUGUAUCGUGUUCCACCUUGGCCAACGCCUCACCUGGCGAAGCAGCCUGCUCAUCAUGGCUCUCACCUGGACGCUGUCCGCCGUGCUGGCCGGCCCGCUCGCCAUCUUCAGAGAGUACCGUCAGGAGGAGAUCCCGUCCAUCAACCUGAGGAUCUCAGUCUGCUAUGAGAAGUGGCCUUACGGCAGCAGCAGAGACGGAGUCAUUUACAGCCUGUCUAUGUUACUGCUGCAGUACGUGCUGCCACUCUCCAUCAUCAGUUAUGCCUACAUCUGUAUCUGGGUGAAGCUGAAGAACCACGUGAGUCCAGCGAGCCGCAUCGACGCCAUUCAGCGCAGGAAGAAGACCACCAAGAUGCUGGUUAUGGUGGUUGUAGUCUUCGCCACAUGCUGGCUACCCUUCCACGUGUUUCAACUAGCCAGUGACCUAGAUCUGGUCCUCAGCUUAAGACAAUACAAGCUCAUCUAUACACUCUUCCACAUGGUAGCCAUGUGCUCCACCUUCGCCAACCCGCUCCUGUACGGCUGGAUGAAUAAGAACUACAGGAAUGGGUUCCUCAUGGUGUUCAGGUGUGAGGCUAAACCAGACAGUAUUCACCCUGAGGGAUCCUUCAGGACCCGGUCACUAAGGAGGAUGUCUCUGAAUGGAGGACACCCUCCUACGGCCGUCUGA